AUGGAUUAUUUUACCCUUUUGUUAGGUUCAAUUUUUGCUAGCAUUUUACUUAUUUUUGUAUCAAAAAGAAGUAAUAAAAAGCUUCCACCCGGACCAAUACAAUUGCCAAUCAUUGGCAAUUUAUUUCAUUUGUCAGGUGCAAAACCUCAUAUAUCACUAGCAAAUCUAUCCAACUAUUAUGGUCCAAUUAUAAGUUUAAAACUAGGCCACAUAACAACAGUGGUUAUCUCUUCAUCAGCCAUGGCAAAACAAGUCCUACAAAAACAAGACCAAAAAUUUUCAAAUAGGUUUAUCCCUAAUGCCAUUCAAGCACACAACCAUUAUAAAUUCUCAGUGACGUGGCUCCCCGUGGGUCCCACGUGGCGAUCCCUUCGACGAAUCUUGAACUCCAACAUCCUCUCUCUCACUAAACUUGAUGCAAAUCAACAAUUGAGAUCACAAAAAGUGCAACAAUUAGUUGAUUAUGUUGCAAAAUGUAGCCAAGAAGGUGAAGCUGUGGUUAUUGGCAAAGCUGCUUUCAAGACUUCUCUCAAUUUGUUGUCUAACAUCCUUUUCUCAAAGGACUUGGUUGAUCCGUUUUCGGAUUCAAACGUAGAGUUGAAGAACGUGAUAUGGAACAUUGUGGCAGAGGUUGGGAAGCCUAAUCUAGUAGAUUUUUUCCCUAUACUUGAAAAGAUUGAUCCUCAACGAAUAAGGCGUAAUACAUACAUUUAUUUUACCAAGUUAUUUGUACUUUUUGAUGAUUUGAUCAAUGAACGACUCGAGGAAAAGAGAACAAGUGAAAAUAUCGAAAAGAAUGAUGUUUUGGAAAUGUUUCUCAAAAUUCAAGAAGAAAAUUCUGAAGAAAUUGAUCAGAAUCAUAUCAAAUCCUUGCUCCUGGACAUAUUUACUGGUGGUACUGAUACAACCACAAGUACAGUAGAAUGGGCAAUGGCAGAAAUACUUAAACAACCUGAGAUUAUGAAAAAAGCACAAGCUGAACUUGCAAAAAUUGUUGGGAUGGGAAAACUUAUAGAAGAAGCUGAUGUUUAUCGACUCCCAUACUUGCAGUGCAUUGUCAAAGAAACUUUACGAAUGCACCCACCGGUUCCAUUUUUACUUCCCCGCAAAGUGGAGGAAGAUGUUGAAGUAUGUGGGUAUAUCGUCCCCAAGGGUUCACAGGUACUAAUUAACGUCUGGGCAAUUGGUCGAGACCCAGCUUCAUGGGAAGACCCUUUGGUGUUUAAACCCGAGAGAUUCUUGAAUUUAGAAGUGGAUGUACGAGGAAAAGAUUUUGAAUUGAUUCCAUUUGGUGCCGGUCGAAGAAUAUGCCCGGGAUUACCACUAGCAGCAUUUAGAAUGGUUCCAAUAAUGUUGGGUUCACUCUUGAAUUCCUUCAAUUGGAAACUUGAAGAAGGCACAUCUAGUACACCAAAAGAAUUAGACAUGGAGGAGAAAUUUGGUAUCACUUUAGCCAAAGCCCGUCCUUUGCGAGCUAUCCCCUCUCCUAUUUGACGGAGAAAUAUUUUAUUUUGUCCCUCACACAACAGGCGCAAAUGAUACCUAGAAUAUACGAUGACAGAAAUAGUUAAACAA
Messenger RNA from Solanum dulcamara, 1575 nucleotides. RefSeq names its product geraniol 8-hydroxylase-like. Gene Ontology annotation, molecular function: oxidoreductase activity, acting on paired donors, with incorporation or reduction of molecular oxygen; monooxygenase activity; heme binding. The record is from RefSeq and is a predicted model, not a curated record. Lineage: Eukaryota; Viridiplantae; Streptophyta; Magnoliopsida; Solanales; Solanaceae. Bases 1 to 1494 code for a protein of 497 amino acids. The transcript has 4 exons.